This is a messenger RNA of Sesamum indicum (sesame), 1977 nucleotides long. RefSeq names its product P-loop containing nucleoside triphosphate hydrolases superfamily protein. Lineage: Eukaryota; Viridiplantae; Streptophyta; Magnoliopsida; Lamiales; Pedaliaceae. The record is from RefSeq and is a predicted model, not a curated record.
ACUCCCAAUUUUCACCCCUUAAACUUGGAUCACAUCGCCAAUUACAUCCCCCACAACAAUUCCACUCUUCUCUCUCCACGCCAUUGAUCAAUCAUCAAUGCCGUUCUGCUCUUCACUCCUCCUCGGGCAAUCAGGUUUUUGCCCUCCCGAUUUCCCAGAUUUGUACUGUUCUUCACCUGUGAGAACGUCACACAGAAGGAGAAGAAAAGCAAAGAGAUAUGGGGCUUUGCGUUUGACCCUUGCCGCUGCCAAUGCCGCAAAAAAUGAUGCUGGUAAUAGUAAGUCGGCAAAGCUUAUUACUUUCUUGGGUAAAGGCGGCUCUGGUAAAACAACUGCUGCCAUUUUUGCAGCUCAGCAUUAUGCUAUGUCAGGUCUGAAGACAUGUCUAGUGAUACAGUCUCAAGAUCCUACUGCUGAAUAUCUUCUUAACUGUAAGAUUGGACCAUCUCUUACUGAAUGCACUGACAAUCUGUCAGCUCUUAGGCUUGAAACUACAAAGAUGAUGCUGGAACCCCUUAAGCGACUGAAGCAGGCAGAUGGUCGUCUGAAUAUGACACAAGGUGUUCUUGAAGGGGUGGUGGGUGAAGAGCUUGGUGUACUUCCUGGUAUGGAUUCCAUAUUUUCUGCAUUGGAACUCGAACGGCUUGUAGGAUUCUUUGGGAAUGUGGUUUCUAGGAAUAGUGAGAUAGGCAAAUUUGAUGUAGUCAUAUAUGAUGGUAUAAGCACUGAAGAAACAAUCCGGAUGAUUGGUGCUACCAGUAAAGCGAGAUUAUACUUGAAAUAUUUGAGGAGUCUAGCUGAAAAGACUGAUCUAGGGAGGGUAGCAGGUCCAUCUCUCUUGAGACUUGCGGAUGAUGCCCUGAGUUUGACUGGCAGAAGUACAAGUCUGAAUGGAAGAAUGAGUUCGGAGAUAUGGGAUUAUCUAGAGCAAACAUUGGAGAAAGGAUCUUGUGUCUUUGCAGAACCUCAUAAAUUUGGCUGCUAUCUUGUGAUGAAUCCAACCAAUCCUUUAUCUCUAAAUUGUGCAUUACGUCACUGGGGUUGUGCCAUUCAAGCAGGCGCACGAGUAUCUGGUGCAUUUGUUGUAACGCCACCAAAUUCUCCUAUUACAUUUUCUGAGACUGUUGAGAUCAACUUCUCACCCUUGCCUUUUGCUUUCAUUCCACAUCUCGAAUUUGGUAUCCAUCUGCACUGGAAAGAGAUCAUGAUGAGCAAUCAAAGCAAAGAUGCUCGAGCUCUACUUUCAGAAACUACCAAUAAGAGCCUCCUGUCUUCAGUACAGUUUGAUCCAUCAAAUAAAUCUGUGAAGCUAUUCAUGCCAGGUUUUGACAAGUCAGAAAUCAAGCUGUACCAAUUUUUUAAACAUUGCAGUUUAGAGGUGGAUCAGAGUUGCUGGUGGAAGCAGGUGAUCAGAGGCGUGUAAUAUGUCUUCCUCCUCAAAUUCAGGGCAAGGUAGCCGGUGCCAAAUUUGUAGAUAGAAGUCUUGUGAUCACGAUACGAUAGUGGACAUGCUUUCUGCAUGAAAGAAUAAUGGAGGUCAUUCUUUGCUCUGACAUUCAUUCAAGCACGUAUAACCAAUGCAUUGUCUUUACCCCCAAGUAAUUGUCAUAUAAACCUGUCCCCCCUGCUUGGAUUUCUCCUGGAAACUACAAUUGGGUGUAUCAUAGAGAAAAUAGGAUGGUUGAAAUUCAUAGAUCAAGACAAAAGAGAGAUUACAUUUAACUCCUUGGCGGAAUUCAUGUUGUAAAUUUUUAGCUCGAUUCGACUCAGUGUAUCUUUGCCUUAGUGGAAUAGAUGGGAAGCUUGAGGACUAUUCUUUCAGAAAAAAUCCUCUGUUCCCUGCAGUUGUUAUAACUGAAUUCAGUGCUACAAUUGUGAAGAUGGGAAGCUUGCUGCUUUGAAGAGAGUAAACAAGAAUCACGUGUCUUCCGGAGAACUGGAGAAAUCCCUGGUUGGCUUGUAUCUUACAUGCACGAA